Messenger RNA from Drosophila grimshawi, 2279 nucleotides. It is a transcript of the gene Alp12, whose product is annotated as alkaline phosphatase. The record is from RefSeq and is a predicted model, not a curated record. Gene Ontology annotation, molecular function: alkaline phosphatase activity. Bases 423 to 2213 code for a protein of 596 amino acids. NCBI's taxonomy places the organism in Eukaryota, Metazoa, Arthropoda, Insecta, Diptera, Drosophilidae. Gene Ontology annotation, biological process: dephosphorylation. The transcript has 5 exons.
GCCAGUGAGGGUAUGCGUGUGGCGGUGUGAUGAGCUUCCAACAACACAGCUUUUUUGUUUUCAUUCGCCUUAUUUUGACUCGCAAAACGCCUUAAACUUUUGCUGUGAACGGACGACAAAAUUUGUUGUGCAGUGCCCGUUUUGUUGUUUUUGUUGUUAUUUCGAAUCGAAAUUAUUAUAAAACUAAAAUUAAAUUUAUACAAAUUUGAAUAGAAAGUGAAAUAAUAAAAUUCUAUAGCUUAAUUAUUGAGCAAAAUAUAAUGGACUAGUGUGUCUUUUAACGGAUUGCUCAAAUUGUUUAUAUUUUACUAUAUUGAACAAAGCAAACACUACUCCUAAGCAUAACAAGUGCCUUUUAUGCAUGCCCUCCUUCCCUGCCAAAUAAAACUGGUUUAUAAUCGGACCCAGACGUGAUCCGAGAGAUGUCUUCAACGGGCACGGAAAGCACAAAGCUGGGAGAUGUGGGCCUGAUUGAGGUGCAGCUGGAUAGUUUAGACUCGAGUCACAAUUUUGCCACCACAAAUGGUACGACGACUCCAAGGACCAAGCCGGAUCAACAGCAACUGCAACGGGAUCGGCAGAUGCAAAAAAAUGUGUUCAAAUCGAAGUUGUUCAUAAUUGCGGUUAGUUUCUCCUCGAUUCUUAUGAUAGCCAUGUGCAUUGGCUUCCUGGUGCACUAUGAAUUUUCUGGCGAUGUCACCGACAUGCAGAAUGUUGACUAUUGGCAUGUCUCGUUGCCCAAGGAGCAGCAGGAAUGGUAUGAUCGCGGCAUCGAUGAACUUAAGCUGGCACUCAAUCGGAAUACAAAUCGACGGCGGGCCAAAAAUGUGAUCCUCUUUGUGGGGGAUGGUAUGGGUCCCAAUACGGUGACGGCGUCACGCAUCUACGGAUUUAAAGAGGAAGGCCUGCUCAGUUGGGAGCGUUUCCCGCACAUGGGCCUCCUGAAGACAUAUUGUGCCAAUAAACAGGUACCCGACUCCUUCUCCACGGCAACGGCGCUCUUUGGCGGCGUCAAGGUCAAUUACGAGACGGGUGGCGUUGAUGCCAAUGUUCCACUUGGCAAUUGCAGUGCCUCUCUCAAGGAGGAACAUCACGUCCAGAACAUAUUCAACUGGGCGCAGGUGGAUGGCAUGCGCACUGGAUUUGUGACCACAACGCGGGUAACCCAUGCCACACCCGCUGCCCUCUACGCCCAUGUCGCCGAUCGGCGGUGGGAGUGCGAGGCAACCAUGCCACCAGAGGCACAACAGCUGGGUUGCCUGGACAUUGCCCGACAGUUGGUGGAACAGAACACAGGACGCCAGAUCAAUGUUAUCAUGGGCGGCGGUCGUCAAAUGCUGGUCUCGAAUGUCAGCGCCACAGAGAAUGAUCCGCUGGACAUGUGGGCGGGUCACUCCGCUGACGGACGCAAUCUCAUCACGAAGUGGGCGCAGAUAAAGGCGGAACAGGGCGUGCCGCAUGCUGUCGUCCAAAACAAUGCGGAACUGAGGAAUCUUGAUGCGGAGAAUAUUGACUAUAUGAUGGGCAUCUUCGCCAAUGGCCACCUCAAGUACGAUCACGAGCGGGACUCGGGCGACAACGGAAUGCCCUCGUUAACCAAUAUGACCCUUAAGGCGCUGCAAGUGCUGGGCAACAGCGAUAAGGGCUACCUGCUUGUGGUCGAGGCGGGAAUGAUUGAUCAGGCUCAUCAUCGGGGCAAUGCCCGCAAGGCCCUCAACGAAGUACUAGCCCUCAAUGAGGCCGUCCAAGCGGUGCAAGCUUAUCUCAUAGAAAAGGACCAGCUGGACGAGACACUGUUUAUUGUGACCGCUGAUCAUUCGCACAGUCUAACUAUCAAUGGGCAUCCGGAGCGUGGGGCUGAUAUAUUGGGACUUGCCGGCAAUUCCAAGACAGAGCAGACGCCAUACACAACGCUCACGUAUGGCACCAGUUACAAGGGAUUUCAAGUUAAUGCGGAGCAGCUGCAGCGACAGAAUCCAGCGUUGAGUGACACCACAGACUGGGAAUAUACGCAGCAGGCGGCGAUCAAUACCGACGAGAACCUUCACGGUGGCUCCGAUGUGACGAUACAUGCUCGUGGUGCAAUGUCGUAUUUGUUCCACGGUGUGCAUGAGCAGAGCUAUGUGGCGCAUGUUAUUUCCUAUGCGCUGCGUAUUGGGCGCUUCCGUGAUAGCACAAUCGCCGAAUCCCUGGCGGAGCUGAUGCCUUUGUAGCUUUAAAUUUAGCAUAUUUCUUUUCCUUUUUUUUUCUAUAUAUUUAAUAUAUGUAACAUGUGAUAA